Molecule: messenger RNA, 3708 nt
Organism: Nycticebus coucang (slow loris)
Lineage: Eukaryota; Metazoa; Chordata; Mammalia; Primates; Lorisidae
Gene: FSCB
Product: fibrous sheath CABYR binding protein
Exons: 4
Biological process (GO): negative regulation of protein sumoylation
Cellular component (GO): sperm principal piece; sperm fibrous sheath
Molecular function (GO): calcium ion binding
Source: RefSeq, a predicted model, not a curated record
AUGGUCGACAAAUCCCAGCAGACUGACCCGACAGACAAAAAGAAAUCCAUGGCCAUACCACAAUCAUCUGGCCCCAAAGCUGCCCUCAGCAUUGGCAAUAUUCCUGGAAGCAAAGGCAACUACUCUGCCAAAGAAUAUGAGUCUUUAAGAGUAUCUUCUCAACUUCAGCAAACGUGGACAAAAAGAAAGCACGGACAGGAAAUGGCUGAUAAGUUUCAGCAGACAGACAAUGGUCUAGAAGAGAAAAAAGAAGUCCCUUUAGUUGAAACAUUGGUAGUUGAAGAAAAGCCAGCUGGUGUCGGGGAAGCAGCCACCGAAUUGUCAGAGAGUAUUCAGGAAGUAGACAGUUCACCACACAAACAGCCAGUUGAACUAAAAAUCGACAGAUCUCAGCAGACCAGUUGUACUGGAGACUGGACCAUGAUUAACAUUGCCCCCAAAGAAAAAAUGGACAAGGAACAGCAGACAUACUUUAGUGAAUCAGAAAUAGUGUUUAUUUGCAGGCCAGGUGUUUCUUUUACAACAUCAAAGGAAGGUGCCCAGAAACGUAAAUCUUCAGGAAAGAUUUUUGUAAGUGACCAUGCUCAAUUUCAACUAGCAACAUGUAUUUGUGAAGAAACUGGGCAGGAAAAGAUCAGUUUAUCUUCUUUCCCACUGGAAACCAAAAAAGAUUUUCCAGGACCUUUAGAACGUGAGCCGAGGCAAGAAGUAACUAUACCUCUUGUAGAAGAGGGUUCUGUUGAUAAAAAGAAAGCUUCUGCUGAAAUAGAGCCUCUACCAACAGAAAAAUUUGCCCCUGAAGUACAGACUUCACCUUCUGACAAGGCCACUGCAGAAGUAGAGCCCAGUCCUCCUGAGGAGAUGCCUGUCCAAGUACAGACUCCAACUGAAGGAAUUCCUGCUGAAGAGGCUCCUAAAAGAGUGGCCUCUGCUGGGGUUCAGUUUCCACCAGUUGAAGAGACUCCUACAAAAGUGGCCUCUGCUGAUGUUCAGCAUCCACCAGCUGAAGAAACUCCUUCAAAAGUGGCCUCUGCUGAGGUUCAGCGUCCACCAGCAAAGGAGACUCCUUCCAAAGUGACCUCUGCUGAGGUUCAGCCUCCACCAGCUAAGGAGACUCCUUCAAAAGUGGUCUCUGCUGAGGUACAGUCUCCACCACCGAAGGAGACUCCUUCAAAAGUGGUCUCUGCUGAGGUACAGUCUCCACCACCGAAGGAGACUCCUUCAAAAGUGGCCUCUGCUGAGGUUCAACAUCCACCAGCUAAGGAGACUCCUUCAAAAGUGGUCUCUGCUGAGGUACAGUCUCCACCACCGAAGGAGACUCCUUCAAAAGUGGUCUCUGCUGAGGUACAGUCUCCACCACCGAAGGAGACUCCUUCAAAAGUGGUCUCUGCUGAGGUACAGUCUCCACCACCGAAGGAGACUCCUUCAAAAGUGGUCUCUGCUGAGGUACAGUCUCCACCACCGAAGGAGACUCCUUCAAAAGUGGUCUCUGCUGAGGUACAGUCUCCACCACCGAAGGAGACUCCUUCAAAAGUGGUCUCUGCUGAGGUACAGUCUCCACCACCGAAGGAGACUCCUUCAAAAGUGGUCUCUGCUGAGGUACAGUCUCCACCACCGAAGGAGACUCCUUCAAAAGUGGUCUCUGCUGAGGUACAGUCUCCACCACUGAAGGAGACUCCUUCAAAAGUGGCCUCUGCUGAGGUUCAACAUCCACCAGCUAAGGAGACUCCUUCAAAAGUGGCCUCUGCUGAGGUUCAGCAUCCACCAGCGAAAGAAACUCCUUCGAAAGUGGCCUCUGCUGAGAUUCAACCUCCACCAGCUAAGGAGACUCUUAAAAAAGUGGCCUCUGCUGGGGUUCAGUUUCCACCAGUUGAGGAAACUCCUUCAAAAGUAGCCUCUGCUGAGGUUCAGCCUCCACCACCAAAGGAAACUCCUUCCAAAGUGGCCUGUGCUGAGGUUCAGCCUGCACCUGCUAAGGAGAUUCCUUCAAAAGUGGUCUCUGCUGAGGUUCAGCCUCCCCCACCUAAGGAGACUCCUUCAAAAGUGGCCUCUGCUGAGAUUCAGCCUCUACCAGCAAAGGAGACUCCUUCAAAAGUGACCUCUGCUGAGGUUCAGCCUCCCUCAGCUAAGGAGACUCCUUCAAAAGUGACCUCUGCUGAGGUUCAGCCUCCACCAGCUAAGGAGACUCCUUCAAAAGUGGCCUCUGCUGAGGUUCAGCCUCCACCAGCUGAGGAGACUCCUUCAAAAGUGACCUCUGCUAAGGUUCAGCCUGCACCUGCUAAGGAGACUCCUUCAAAAGUAGCAUCUGCUGAGAUUCAGCAUCCACCAGCUGAGGAGACUCCUUCAAAAGAGGCCUCUGCUGAGGUUCAGCCUCCACCAGCUGAGGAGACUCUUUUGAAAGUGGCCUCUGCUGAGGUUCAGCCUCCACCAGCUAAGGAGACUCCUUCAAAACUGGCCUUUUCUGAGGUUCAGCCUCCACCAGCUGAGGAGUCUCCUAAAAAGGUUCAGCCUCCACCAGCUAAGGAGACUCCUUCAAAAGUGGCCUCUGCUGAGGUUCAGCCUGCCCCUGCUAAAGAAACUCCUUCUAAAGUGGCCUCUGCUGAGGUUCAACCUCCACCAGCUGAGGAGACUCCUUCAAAAGUAGCCUCUGCUGAGGUUCAGCCUCCACCAGCUGAGGAGACUCCUUCAAAAGUGGCCUCUGCUGAGGUUCAACCUCCACCAGCUGAGGAGACUCCUUCAAAAGUAGCCUCUGCUGAGGUUCAGCCUCCCCCAGCUGAGGAGACUCCUUCAAAAGUGACCUCUGCUGAGGUUCAGCCUGCCCCUGCUAAAGAAACUCCUUCUAAAGCGGCCUCUGCUGAGGUUCAACCUCCACCAGCUGAGGAGAUUCCUUCAAAAGUGGCCUCUGCUGAGGCUCAGCCUCCACCAGCUAAGGAGACUCCUUCAAAAGUGACCUCUGCUGAGGUUCAGCCUGCCCCUGCUAAAGAAACUCCUUCUAAAGUGGCCUCUGCUGAGGUUCAACCUCCACCAGCUGAGGAGACUCCUUCAAAAGUGGCCUCUGCUGAGGUUCAGCCUCCACCAGCUAAGGAGACUCCUUCAAAAGUGACCUCUGCUGAGGUUCAGCCUGCACCUGCUAAAGAAACUCCUUCUAAAGUGGCCUCUGCUGAGGUUCAACCUCCACCAGCUGAGGAGACUCCUUCAAAAGUAGCCUCUGCUGAGGUUCAGCCUCUACCAGCUAAGGAGACUCCUUCAAAAGUGGCCUCUGCUGAGGUUCAUCCUGCACCUUCUAAGGAGACUCCUUCAAAAGUAACCUCUGCUGAGGUUCAGCCUCCACCAUCUAAGGAGACUCCUUCAAAAGUGGCCUCUGCUGAGGUUCAGCCUCCACCAGAUAAGGAGAUUCCUUCAAAGGUGGCCUCUGCUGAGGUUCAGCCUCCACUAGCUAAGGAGACUCCUCCAAAAGUGGCCUCUGCUGAGGUUCAGCCUCCACCGGCUGAGGAGACUCCUUCAAAAGUGGCCUUUGUGGAGAAUGUGUCUACUGAAUUACAGUCACCCUAGGUAACAGGCAUCCCAGCAAAAUUAAGGUCAGUUAACUUGGAAGAUGAUACAAAAAUUAAAGAGGUUUUAAAAAUGGAUCCUGUUCUCGAAGAUUUGUCUAAUACCAAAAAUGGGCAGGAUGCCAUUCAUAUGGUAUUAGAAGAGACCUCCUCCUGA